AUGACCGAUGUACAACUGAUAAGCAAAUUCAAAAAGAUAGAGAAGCUCGUUUAUGAGACUGCUGUAUACUCCAAGCGAGUAGACUUUCUCAAAGAGAAUGGUCUAUCUGUGACAGGUUCAUCAAUGUUUGAUGAAGAGGAAGAAUUACUGUUUCCACUAGAUAUAGGCAAUGAUAUACAUCACAAGAUACUAAAGGUGUAUAAUGAAUACAAAUCGUUUAUAGAGUCACUAGAGAAGUAA
Acytostelium subglobosum LB1 is the source of this 240-nucleotide messenger RNA. RefSeq lists its product as hypothetical. Bases 1 to 240 code for a protein of 79 amino acids. NCBI's taxonomy places the organism in Eukaryota, Evosea, Eumycetozoa, Acytosteliales, Acytosteliaceae. The transcript has 2 exons. The record is from RefSeq and is a predicted model, not a curated record.